AUGGAGAAGAUACUGCAUAAAAAUCUGUAUGUAAAUGGAAUAAACAUGCACAUAGCAGAGAUAGGUGAAGGCCCAGCUGUCUUGUUCCUCCAUGGCUUCCCUGAACUUUGGUACUCAUGGCGCCACCAGAUGCUCUCUCUAUCUUCCAAAGGCUAUCGGACCAUCGCCCCGGACCUCCGUGGCUACGGCGACACCGACGUCCCGCCUUACGCCACCAGCUACACCGCCUUCCACAUAGUGGGGGAUCUGGUGGCCUUGCUUGACGCCCUGGGGCUGGACCAAGCGUUCCUGGUCGGUCAUGAUUGGGGCGCAGUCAUGGCCUGGUACUUCUGCUUGUUCCGGCCUGAUCGGAUUAAGGCCUUGGUUAACACAAGCGUUGUGUUCCACCCUAGGAGUCCUUCUAGGAAGCCAGUACCUUCGCUGAGAGCUCGCUUUGGUGAUGAUUACUAUAUCUGCAGAUUUCAG
Messenger RNA from Ilex paraguariensis (yerba mate), 465 nucleotides. The record is from the annotation of a GenBank genome assembly. NCBI's taxonomy places the organism in Eukaryota, Viridiplantae, Streptophyta, Magnoliopsida, Aquifoliales, Aquifoliaceae.